Molecule: messenger RNA, 2544 nt
Organism: Callithrix jacchus (white-tufted-ear marmoset)
Lineage: Eukaryota; Metazoa; Chordata; Mammalia; Primates; Cebidae
Gene: TTC19
Product: tetratricopeptide repeat domain 19
Biological process (GO): mitochondrial respiratory chain complex III assembly
Cellular component (GO): mitochondrial inner membrane
Molecular function (GO): protein binding
Source: RefSeq, a predicted model, not a curated record
AUGUACCGGCUCCUGAGCCGGAGCUUGGGCCGAGGCCUCCUGCGGGCCGCGGCGCUGCGGUGCCGGGGCUGCUCCGCGCGCCUACUCCCGGGUCUGGCAGGAGGCCCGGGACUCGAGGUCCAGGUGCCGCUAUCCCGAGUUGCGCCGCACGGCCGGGGCUCGGGCCUGCUGCCGCUGCUGGCAGCGCUCACCGGGUUUUCGAGCCCCGCUGCGACAGAAGAGGAGGAGCAGCAGGGAACCGACGGGGCGGACGAGGCUGAGGCCGAGAUCAUUCAGCUGCUGAAGCGAGCCAAGUUGAGCAUCAUGAAAGAUGAGCCAGAAGAGGCUGAGUUAAUUUUGCAUGACGCUCUUCGUCUCGCCUAUCAGACUGAUAACAAGAAGGCUAUCACUUACACUUAUGAUCUGAUGGCCAACUUAGCAUUUAUACGGGGUCAGCUUGAAAAUGCUGAACAACUUUUUAAAGCAACUAUGAGUUACCUCCUUGGAGGGGGAAUGAAGCAGGAGGACAAUGCAAUAAUUGAAAUCUCCCUAAAGUUGGCCAGUAUCUAUGCUGCGCAGAAUAGACAGGAAUUUGCUCUUGCUGGCUAUGAAUUCUGCAUUUCAACUCUAGAGGAAAAAAUUGAAAGAGAAAAGGAAUUAGCAGAAGACAUUAUAUCAGCAAUUCCCAGGAAUCUCAUCCAGAAAAGACAGUGUCCAGAGAAAAAGGAGACUUCUUUGAUGUUUCUCAUAGGAUCAAGAGAUGAGGUUGUGCUGUUACCCAGGUUGGUCUUGACCUCCUGGGCUGAAGUGUUCCUUCUGCCUCAGCCUCCCAAACUACAGGAUUGCAGGUUGGAAGAGAAAGCCAAUACCCACCUCCUCCUGGGUAUGUGCUUAGACGCCUGUGCUCGCUACCUUCUGUUCUCCAAGCAGCCAUCACAGGCACAAAGGAUGUAUGAAAAAGCUCUGCAGAUUUCUGAAGAAAUACAUGGAGAAAGACACCCACAGACGAUUGUGCUGAUGAGUGACCUGGCUACUACCCUGGAUGCACAGGGCCGCUUUGAUGAGGCCUAUAUUUAUAUGCAGAGGGCAUCAGAUCUGGCAAGACAGAUCAAUCAUCCUGAGCUACACAUGGUACUCAGUAAUCUAGCUGCAGUUUUGAUGCACAGAGAACGAUAUACACAAGCAAAAGAGAUCUACCAGGAAGCACUGAAGCAAGCAGAGCUGAAAAGAGAUGAAAUUUCUAUACAACACAUCAGGGAAGAGUUGGCUGAGCUGUCAAGGAAAAGUAUACCUUUGACUUAAAUUCUGUCAAGCUCUAAAUCCAUUUUUGUGUAGGGAGAAUAAUGUCUAGUAAUGCAGAAGAAUAGCUAUUAUUCCUGUCUCUGUGGCACCCAAAUCAGUGGCUUAAAUCUGUCGUUUUUGAUAUUCAGGUUUCCUCAAUUUCGCCUUAGUGAAGGACGAGUUAUAUACACUGCCAUUUUUGUAUUUUAAAAGAAAAAUGACUUUCAUUCCCAAUGAUUAUGAUCUUUCAGGACUGCUGUUAAGUAAUGGUUUCAGUUGUAACAUAUGACUAGGUGCUGUCCCUGCUGGUCUAAGUAGAACUAUAGAUUAAUAUGGGCUGGCUUGGCUGUGGGCUGUGGGUGUGGUAAUUCAGCAUGGCAUUUCUAUCAUCAGUUUGUGGUCUACUGAUUUGCUGCCCUCUCUUCUCUUACUUUGUCAAUAUCUGGCAAACUGACCAGAAUUACCUUUAUCAUGGCAAAGGGAGAUUAUGGUGAGUUUUUCUUAUAAUCUGUUUCAUGAAGCACAAUGUGGAAUUUAAUGCAUAAAAGAGAAAAAGUAAUAGUUUCCUACCAGUAUCCAGCACGAAGUUUUAAAGUGGAAAUUGGGCAUGUGACAAAAGCACCCAAAUUUUAUUUGAAUUUAAAUAAAAGUGAACCAUAAUGUAUCUGGAUAUAUAAAACUACUUAAAAAUAGGGGUGGGCUAGAAUGAAUGAUGUAACCUUUUGUCGAUGUUAUCUGAGCACUCUACUUCCCAGCCUUAGUCACACAACUGAGUCAUCUCAAGUUCUCUUGAAGGACACACACACCCAGGGCCGAGUCAGAAUAGGGCGCUGCAGGUGUAUUUCAGAACUUCCCGUAAUUCUGAUGUGUACUGCUGGUAUAGUUGAAUUACUGACCUGGAUCUUAGUCCUAGCCUUUUUGCUUUUGUGAUUUCAGUAUCUUCAUCUGUGAAGUAGGGAAACACUGAGAUUCUUUCUUAGCCGUGGGAGAAGGUAUUUGGUUAGAUGACUUUGAAUGAAUAGACUGCUGUGCUAAAAGAGCUUAUCACAUUGCCUCAAAGUAUGUAAAGAUACGGAGGUGGAUGCUCUUACCUCAGCAGUUGUACAAAUAUCUUGAGCCAUUUACCUAAGGGAAAAGACAGUUUUUCUAGGCAUCAUGAAGGAAUACUGAAACUGUUGGUAUGCCUGUGUGGGUGGGAUGUGAGUGGGCCCGAUAAACUGCAAUUUUUGGUUCGUAUGUACAUACUGGAACAAUCUUUUUGUAAUAAACGAGACUACACAACAA